AUGAUUGAGGCAGGUCGGCUGAUGGAGUAUGGGACCUACGCUAAGCUGACCCUGUCCCGUACCAGUCGUCUGAAUGUCUUCCUGAUAAGUCGGCAGGCCGAAGAGGUCGAGGAGGCGGAGAAAAGCCUAAGCAGGAACACUUCCAAUGUGCACCACCAUCCGCCACCGCAACUGUCAAGAAGCGCAAGCAAGACCUCAGCUGAUUGGCCCUCCUAUUCACGGUCGAGGUGUAGUUCGGAGAGAACGCCGGGUUGUCUACCAGCUGAUCUUGCUGAAAGUGAGUUUCCUGCGCUCUUUUAUAAGGCCGUUUAUCUGGUUUGA
Molecule: messenger RNA, 321 nt
Organism: Dibothriocephalus latus
Lineage: Eukaryota; Metazoa; Platyhelminthes; Cestoda; Diphyllobothriidea; Diphyllobothriidae
Source: the annotation of a GenBank genome assembly